AUGCAAGCUCCCUCAGGUGGUGGAUAUGGUGGCGGAGAUGGAAUAACUGGACCUCUAAACCCUUUUGUGGUCACUCCACCGCCCCCUGAUGACAAAGAAGAUGAAAUUCCAGGUUAUGUGAAAAGGUUUGGAGCUUAUCAUACUUUGACCGAAGGAGUAUUUCUUCCAGCAGGAACGCUCUUACCUAAAGGAGCUUCUUUCGCUAUGCAAUCUACGAUAGAUUUCGGAUUACAUUUCCCAAAAGGUACGAAGGUUCCUGGAGGAUUCCUAUUACCUGUUUCCGUGGUUAAGAAGGAACCUUCCAAGAAGGAUCUUCCACCUGAGGAGAAUCCAGUCUGUGUGGUACAAUAG
Molecule: messenger RNA, 351 nt
Organism: Kwoniella botswanensis
Lineage: Eukaryota; Fungi; Basidiomycota; Tremellomycetes; Tremellales; Cryptococcaceae
Exons: 6
Coding region: 1-351 (116 amino acids)
Source: RefSeq, a predicted model, not a curated record